CCGGAGUGCCUGGGAAGUGAUUGUUCUCAGCUGGGUUGCUCCCCCAUGUGAGCUCUGCAGGAGCAGGGUGCACGGGGCACACCGGCAGUGGGGCUCUGGUCAGUGCCCCCUGCAGUAACCCAGGCUGAAAACAUGGGUAAGAAAAGCAAGAAGGAGAAGAAGGUGAAGGGGGCAGAGAAAACAGCUGCUAAGAUGGAGAAAAAAGUCUCCAAGAGAGCUAAGAAGGAGGAGGAGGAUCUUGAAGCCCUGAUAGCAGAAUUCCGGACAUUAGAUGCUAAAAAGACCCAGAUAAUUGAGACAGCCUGUCCCCCACCCUCACCAAGGCUGAACGCCUCCUUGUCCGCUCAUCUCGAGAGAGACGAAUUGAUCCUUUUUGGAGGUGAAUAUUUCAAUGGCCAAAAAACGUUCCUGUAUAAUGAGCUGUACAUUUACAACAUCCGGAAGAACAGCUGGAGUAAAGUAGAUAUCCCAAAUCCUCCUCCCAGGCGCUGUGCACAUCAGGUUGCAGUGGUGCCCCAGGGUGGUGGACAGCUGUGGGUAUUUGGUGGAGAAUUUGCUUCUCCUGACGGAGAGCAGUUUUACCACUACAAGGAUCUCUGGGUCCUGCAUUUGGCCACCAAGACUUGGGAGCAAAUCAAGGUAACAGGGGGGCCCUCGGGAAGAAGUGGACACCGAAUGGUAGCCUGCAAGAGACAGUUAAUCGUCUUUGGAGGAUUCCAUGAGAGUGCCAGAGACUACGUAUAUUACAACGAUGUGUAUGCCUUCAGCCUGGACACUUUCACAUGGACCAAGCUGUCUCCAUCAGGGACUGGCCCUGCUCCAAGGUCUGGCUGCCAAAUGGUUACCACUCCAGAUGGCAAUAUAAUCAUCUAUGGUGGCUACUCCAAACAGAGAAUUAAGAAAGAUGUUGACAAAGGCACCCUGCACACCGACAUGUUCCUGCUGAAGGCUGAAGGCAUGGGCAAGGAGGAAGGCAAGUGGGUAUGGAAUCGGCUUAGCCCAUCAGGUGUGAAACCAACUCCCAGGUCUGGCUUCUCUGUGGCAAUGGGCCCCAAUAACCGAUCCCUUCUCUUCGGAGGUGUGCAUGACGAAGAAGAGGAAGAGCGCAUUGAAGGAGACUUCUUCAGUGAUAUUUAUUUCUACGAUAUGGGAAAGAACCGCUGGUUUCCUGGACAACUAAAGGGACCUAAGUCUGAGAAGACGAAACGUAGGCGAGGCAAAAAGGCUGAGACAGAGGGUGCUGGGGAUGGAGAAGCAGAGGGCCAGCCGCCUCAGGGCCCCGUGGAAAUCGUCAAAGAGGUGGUGGCAGAGGAUGGGACUGUCAUGAUGAUCAAGCAGGUGGUCUCUGCCCCUGAAGUGGAGCCAGAGAAGUCCGAAUCAGAAGACGAAGAAGAGGCUGGUGAUGAAGCCUCCAGCAAGCAGGUGGAGCCAUGCCCACGUUCAAACGCUAUGCUGGCAGUGAAGCAUGGGGUUCUCUACGUCUACGGGGGGAUGUUUGAAGUGGGGGACCGCCAGUUCACCCUCAACGACCUCUAUAGCAUCGACCUCCACAAGAUGGAGGAGUGGAAGGUCCUGGUGGAGAUGGAUCCAACUGGACUUCUGAAACUAGGGAGCUGGUCUCUAGAGGGCUACACACAAUGUCAGUUAAUAAAAAGUGUUUGUUUGAAUUCUUGAAAUCACUGUCGAAAUAGUUCUUCAGUAAAAUAUUGUAGUGUGAACAGAAUGCAUGGUGCUGUGUGGUAUAUGGGUUCCAUUGGCGUGGGUGUGGAAUGGUAGUAUUGCCCAUGAGUGGAGAAGCCCAGAUUAAAAUCUUUACCCCAUAUCUCCUCGUUCUAUCUAGGGUACUUAUACAGCCUGUUGUAUUAAUGUAGAUGGAAUAAAUGGAGCCUAGUCCUACGGUGUUAAUGGAGCCUAGUCACUGUCCAACAUUAAACAAAGUUCAGGGUUUGCUAUACAGAGAGUUUAGCCUCCUUCGUACCAUGGCAAACACAUUGUUACAAAUCCUUUUAACCUCUUAUUAAAGAUACAGAAAAGACCGAAAAAGAGCUAAAGCCUUUAAAAUGUGAAGUAUUCAUUAAAAGUCCAAUCCCGUUUCAUCCCAUAUGGUGGUUGAGAUUCAGCUAUAGCCAGAAAAGGUGGUGGUGUCACCUCGCUUCUUCUUUCUGGCCCCAUCAGGUCAGAGCAGCUCUCGGGGUUAGGACAAGGAAGGUCCAGGGUCCCAGGAGACAGUGGGGUAGCAGCCAUAAUGGUGAAGCUUCCUCCAGUAGUCAGUUUUUUCUCCCAAAGUUGUCUCUUUCAAGAACCCCAAAGGGAGUGGUGGGUGAAAUAGCCCACUCCCGUCAUCAUUUUGUCCACCAGUUAGGCUUGUUUCCAAAAUACCAGUUUUGGUUCACUGAUUUCCAGUCUCACACUUCCCUUGUUUACCAGGCAUGAUCUUAACACAGCCCUUGUGGUCCUUUUGUUUGGACUAGUGCAGUUCUUCUGUCUCCCGUUCAUGCUUUUUGCCAUCAGCAUCUCUCGUUACAGGUCAUUGUGACAUCUUACGGACUUUCAUGUACAUUUUACAAUUGAGCUCACAAUUAGGAUCAAUUUUUAGGCCCAGUUAUCACAACAGGCUCCCAAGACCAUAAUAUCCGAGCGCCGCACAGUCUUUUAAUGUGUUGAUCCGCACAACACCUGGGAGGCAGCGUGCUAUCUCCAUUUUAUAGGUGGGGUACCAAGGCACCUCCACAGCAAAAACCCCACGGCAGCGAGUCUCCAAGCCCAGGUCUACAGACUCCAGCUUCCGGGACUUGCACUACACUGCUAAAAACAGCUUUUAGAUGUUCUGCUUCACGGUUUGAAACCCACCCCCCUCCCCAGGCUUCAGAGCCUGGAGGU
Messenger RNA from Chelonoidis abingdonii (Abingdon island giant tortoise), 2880 nucleotides. It is a transcript of the gene KLHDC4, whose product is annotated as kelch domain containing 4. Gene Ontology annotation, molecular function: protein binding. NCBI's taxonomy places the organism in Eukaryota, Metazoa, Chordata, Testudines, Testudinidae. The record is from RefSeq and is a predicted model, not a curated record.